Messenger RNA from Ustilago hordei, 432 nucleotides. RefSeq lists its product as uncharacterized. Lineage: Eukaryota; Fungi; Basidiomycota; Ustilaginomycetes; Ustilaginales; Ustilaginaceae. The transcript has a single exon. Bases 1 to 432 code for a protein of 143 amino acids. The record is from RefSeq and is a predicted model, not a curated record.
AUGUCGACGCACAUUUCGCGUAGGGAGAAAAGUGAUGCCGAGUGUCAGAGUGUCUCAGUUAAUGCAACUACCGCUUUCCCGCAGACGAUCAUCACCGUGUCUCUCGCUGAUCUUCCUAGACGUUUGGCUGCUCAUCGUACUCAACAAGCCCGUGGGCCCCCCUUCCGCUUGGCAUCAUGCAGCGGCUCUUCUCUCUCAGCCGCCGAAAGUCCUCCCUUUCUCAUCUGGACUGCAAAGCCAUUCGGUCACCGCGCUGCGUUUUGCCAAGAAGGUCUCAGACCUCCGCCCACACCAUUCGAACCCCGUUCUACAGAGAACGCCGAAGCAUCAGCAUGGCAAUGCAUGAUAUGGGCGCAGGGCCCAUUGCUCGCCUCCAUUGGUUUCAUGUCGGAAGCUCUAAAACCUGCUGUUUGCACGUCGUCUGAGACAUAG